This is a messenger RNA of Manihot esculenta (cassava), 1508 nucleotides long. Its product is annotated as calcium uniporter protein 4, mitochondrial. The record is from RefSeq and is a predicted model, not a curated record. The transcript has 2 exons. NCBI's taxonomy places the organism in Eukaryota, Viridiplantae, Streptophyta, Magnoliopsida, Malpighiales, Euphorbiaceae. Gene Ontology annotation, molecular function: calcium channel activity; uniporter activity. The coding region runs from base 58 to 1149 and encodes 363 amino acids. Gene Ontology annotation, cellular component: uniplex complex; mitochondrial inner membrane. Gene Ontology annotation, biological process: mitochondrial calcium ion homeostasis; calcium import into the mitochondrion.
ACCUCCAUCUUCACACUCAAAGACCAUUCAUUUGAAACUUCAUUCUCCUCUCCAUCAAUGGCGCUUCGUAAAUUGCUCUCGAAGCAUCUUUCUGAUAAUUACAAAAUAGCACCAUCGACGGGGACUUUACAACACUCACCUAUCUUUUCUCCUACUAAGUUUCAACCCUCACUAACAUCAAAUGCAGCAAAAACCAACUUUCAUAGAGAGUCCCUGACCUCGCCAGAAUCCUCUGAUAAAGGAUUUUUUCGACGAUUCCUUCACCGAAAUGCCAUGAACCAGUUGCCUGAGUUUCUCUCCGUGCCAGUUGGAGAGAAGCUGAGGGAGAAGCUUAAAGGCAUUAAUAUUAAUGGAGAACGUCUCCACCUAAAUGCACUCACUCCUCCAACAACGCAAGAAACAGCUACCGGAGAUCCUAAUCUGUUUGGAAUCUCAGUUGUGGAUGCGAGGAAGCUUUUGAGACUCUCGCAGGUGGAGAAGCUGAAAAUGAAGUUCAAGGAGAUUCCAAAGGCAUCAAUUUCGUACUCUGAGUUUAUUCAGUUAUGUGUGGAGGAAUGCGGCAAUGAACAUCAAGGAAUUGAAUUUGCUAAGACGUUGGAUCAAUCCGGAAACGUCAUCAUUCUGGGAAACACUGUCUUUCUUCGGCCCGAGCAGGUGGCCAAAUCAAUGGAGAGCAUAAUCUCUCAAUCCAUGGCUCUUCCUAAUGACCCGAGAAGGAAACAACUGGAGCAGAUGGAGCAGCAAAAGGCUAUAAUUGACAAAAAGGCUCAAGCCCAAGUUCGGGGUGAGCUUUAUUGUGGACUAGGUUUCUUAGUGGUCCAAACACUCGGGUUCAUGAGGCUCACUUUCUGGGAACUAAGUUGGGAUGUAAUGGAGCCAAUAUGCUUCUUCGUCACCUCACUUCAUUUCGCCCUUGCCUACGCUUUCUUUCUUAGGACAUCCGUUGAACCAUCUUUUGAAGGCUACUUCCGGCGCCGCUUCAAAGCCAAGCAAAAGAAACUCAUGCAAAUCCACAGCUUCGAUUUGCAAAAAUAUAACGAACUUCGAAAAGCAUUUUAUCCAAACUUGGGUUAUGGGUUUCCGCACUCGGAACACUACAAGCCAUUGAACAGCAAGGAGGGAGAAUUUCUUAGAUCCAUGCACUACUAAUAUGAGAUUGUAAAUUUUCCAAGACGCAAAUAUAGCACAAACUCGGAUUGUAUAGACAUCGUAAGUGUUUCCUUAAAUACCGUAAUGGAGGAAUAGGAUCUAACAGUGAGACAUGUUUAUAUUUGGGCAGUGUCCUUUGGGCCUAAGUUCUCAGUAAUUUUAGACAGGCUCUUGGUCUUAGCCCCCCAAAAUCAAUUGUAUCUGCAUGUCCAUUGUGGAAUAUGGAUUAUAUUCCUCUGCUACAGAUUCUGAAAAUUGUACAGCGCUGUAAAGCAUACAUGCCCAUGUUCAAGUACCUUAAUUUUGUCUAGAAUUUUAUUUUCCUGGUAAAAGCUGAAUAAUUAAUUAAUUAUACAAUC